GUGAAAGAAAAAUUUAUUCCUCCGAGUACACUUUUCAUUCAUAGGAUCAUAGUGUUAUACCAGUGUACUAGGAUAAAACAGAGCAGAUCAUAUUUGUAAUCAUCAAAUUCGGACUCGACUCACUCCCCCCGUCGCUCUCCGGAAUCAGGAAGCUCCACUCGUCUCUCUCAUAUAUCUCCUUCUGCUGCCGCGCUCUGCAUUGUGUUCCUGGCUCCGACUCCGAUUUGUACCCUGUGAUGCUAAUAUGGCUUUUAAUUUCCACGGAUUUCAUGCAAUUUUCGCUGUUCUUACGGUUUAUUGUUUUGAUUCGGGACUUGUAUUGCAGUUUAUAAAGGAAGAUGAUGAGGUUACAAGCGUAUGCUGGAAUUAGUCUGAUAGCUACAUUGGCUGUUGUUUGUUAUGCGUUUAUGAGUAGAGGCCAAUUUUACCCGGCAAUGGUGUAUUUAUCGACCUCAAGGAUCAGUUUGGGGCUUCUGUUCAAUAUGAGGAUGGUGAUUAUGCUCAUCUUGUGGCAGCUGACUAAGAGAAUCUUCCUUGGAUCGCUUCGAGAGGCGGAGGUUGAGAGGCUGAACGAGCAGUCAUGGCUGGAAGUGAUGGAGAUUCUUUUUGCAAUUACUGUGUUCCGGCAAGACUUUUCGGUUUCACUUCUGGCAAUGGUCACUGCACUGCUGCUUAUUAAGGCUCUGCACUGGUUGGCUCAGAAGAGGGUUGAGUAUAUUGAAACAACUCCUACAGUCCCCGGGUUGUGCCACGUCCGCAUAGUCUCAUUCAUGGGGUUUCUUCUGGUUAUAGAUGGUCUCUUAUUGUUCAACUAUGUAGACUAUUUGGUAAAGACAAGGCAGGCUUCAGUUUCUAUCUUCUUUUCAUUUCAGUACAUGAUUCUUGCAACAACUGCCCUGUCAACUUUUUUGAAAUAUGUGUUUUAUGUAAGUGAUAUGCUUAUGGAAGGACAAUGGGAGAGAAAGGCUGUCUACACAUUCUACUUGGAACUUAUUCGAGACUUGCUCCACUUAUCCAUGUAUCUAUGCUUCUUCCUCGUGAUUUUUAUGAACUACGGUAUACCACUUCACUUGAUUCACGAACUUUAUGAGACAUUUCGCAACUUCAAGAUUCGCAUUGCUGAUUACAUACGCUAUCGAAAGAUCACUUCAAAUAUGAAUGAUAGUUUCCCAGAUGCUACAUCUAACGAGCUCAACACAAGUGAUGCCACUUGCAUAAUCUGCCGCGAGGAGAUGACCACUGCUAAGAAACUUACCUGUGGGCAUCUUUUUCACGUGCAUUGUCUCCGUUCAUGGUUAGAACGUCAGCACACCUGCCCUACUUGCAGAGCCCUUGUUGUACCACAUGAAGACGUGAUAAGAACUGCGGGAUCACAAACCAAUGUGCAACAAGGAACAAACAUUGAAAGUGCAUCCCAGGGUUCACAAGCUGAUUGCAUCGGUUUUGACAGCGUUAACCAGCAUCGAGCUAGGAUCCAAGCUGCCGCCACAGCUGCUUCAGUAUACGAGAAAUCUUUUGUUUAUCCUUCAGAAGGAAUGCAAUUACGGUUGUCUGGUCCCAUUCACAAUCCUUUAGACAGCUCUGUUAGUGUAAACUCAGGCCAAGACCAGUCACAACUAAAUCAGUUUAUGGCUAAAAAUGGCUCUCAAUUUCCAUGCUAUGCUUUUGCACCCUCCCAGCGUCGCAGUUCCAACUUGCAUCGUGUAGAGAAUUCUGACAACUAUAAUUGGGAUUCCCAACUCGAUGCUCACAAAAAACUUUUGGAACAACAUAUUGAGAUUCUGCAACACCAUCUUAUGCUUCUAAAGAAGAUAAAUACCGAGAGGGCAGUGGAUAAUCCAGGAGCAUCUUCUGGCAAGGCAAAAGCAGUUUGAUCAUCUCCAUCUAUGUCUGAAAUUUUCAACAUGAAUGUUCUUAAACCUUGCACAGCUCUAGAUGUCUUGAAGCAGUCAUGAGACAUAGGGUCCAGAUAGCAGGAAACGGAAACGGAACCCAGGAAAAUGCAAGAGAUACAAAACACAUACAAAUAUAAGUGUGAGUUUAUAAAUAUAUUUUUUCUGCCAAAA
This is a messenger RNA of Ipomoea triloba (trilobed morning glory), 2066 nucleotides long. RefSeq names its product ERAD-associated E3 ubiquitin-protein ligase HRD1B-like. The transcript has 8 exons. The record is from RefSeq and is a predicted model, not a curated record. Lineage: Eukaryota; Viridiplantae; Streptophyta; Magnoliopsida; Solanales; Convolvulaceae. The coding region runs from base 339 to 1874 and encodes 511 amino acids.